UCCGCUCACGCGAUUCGGAGCCAGUCAUCGGUAUAAAAUAAUCCCUCUUUUUCGUGCGAUCGAGUUUCCUGCACGUUCUGAAACGACCUGGUGACACCCGGCCUCCGCCGCGUCGCAGGGUGCAGUGCAAAAAGGACCCCCCUCCGCCGCUCAGGAAGGAAAUAUCUUGUUUUCACCAAAAACGCGCGGGGAAUUAGGAUUCGAACUGCAGUUUGCGACGGAGAGAUGCACCUGGACAAUACUUGGCGGAUUAUUAACUUCGUAACUUUCUAAAUAACGGCGGUUUCCUAAUAUCAACUGAAAAUGUCGGACGUUGAAGGCGAUGACGAGUUCCAAGAUGCUCAGGAAUCAUUACCACAACUCGCGUCUAUGGAUCUGGAUACGGCGAUAAUGGAGGCGAAAAAGGCGAUUUACUGUUUCUUCAACAACGACUUCGACGAGGCGAAAAAAAUCUUGGAGCCAUGGGCGGACAGCAGCAUGUACCAUUCUCUGGGGGCUAGCGUAUUCGCGUACAUGGAGGCGAUUCUUACGUUCGAACAAAAGCACAUCGAGAAGGCGUCGAAGAUGUUGAAGCAGUGUAUGAGCGUGUGUUCCAAACACCGGAAGCACACCACUAUUACGCAGAACAUCGGGAAAAUGGUGAAGAAGAUCAAUUACGAUGCUUACACGAACGAGGAAGUGCAUGCGGAACUCUGUUAUGCCGAGUCGCUCCUCUUAAAAUCGAUGCUCACGUUUGUGGAGGAUGAAACUCUGGUCAGCUUUGUCAAGGCAGGACUGAAAAUUCGUACCUGUUUUCUGUCGUACAAGGAAUGCAUGACGAUCUUGAAAAACCGGAAGUGGGGAAACGACAUUCACAAAGUGCAUUUCGAGAGUGGCGUUCGCAUGGGUAUCGGCACGUUCAAUUUGAUGAUCUCAUUGUUACCAGCACGUGUUAUUAAAUUGUUAGAGUUUAUCGGGUUCUCCGGCGAUAAGGAAUACGGUCUAACGGAAUUGAAAGCGGGCUACGACGAGACGAGAGGUUUACGACAAGUCCUAUGCGUGAUGACUCUGCUCGCCUACAAUUUGAUAGUCACCUUCGUACUGAGCCACUCGGACGGCGACCUGGACUGGUGCGAGCAGGUGCUGGAGCAGGAGCUGAGCAUCUAUCCGAACGGCGUGUGGUUCCUGUUCUUCAAGGGUAGGCUGGAACUCACGCGCGGCAACUUCGAGGAGUGCAUAGACUGGUACAUAAAGUCGUGGAAGAGCCAGAACGUUUGGCCGCAGUUCCAUCAUCUCUGCUACUGGGAACUGAUGUGGACGCACUGCUCGAUGCAGCAGUGGAGCCAGGCGGUAACGUACGCGACGAUGCUGGCGAACGAGUCCAACUGGUCGCGCACCAUCUACCUGUACCAGAAGGCCGCGAUCCUGCUUAUGCAGAAACCGACGAUCUGGAGCGACGAGAAACAGCUGAUCGACACUCUGAUGAUGCAGGCGCCGACCUUCAAGCAGCGCAUCGCCGGCAAGUCACUGCCGAUGGAGAAAUUCGUGGUCAAGAGGACCGAGCGUUACUUUGCGCAAAAGAAGAACCUAGUCGUGCCUGUGUUCGAGCUCAUGUACGUGUGGAAUCUGUUUAGGAUAAUAGGCAAGCGGCAAGAUCUGAUGUUGAGUAUAUUCAAGAGAAUAGAGGAGGAGGAGAGGGAACUCCAAACGGCGUCGAAAAAUGAAUAUCACGCCGACAACGAAGCGCUUCUGCUGCUGCUGAAGGGCGCCUGCCUACGGCAAAUGCAGCAUCCUUUACUGGCGGAGGAAUGCCUGCGGCGCGUUCUACAGCUGGAAAAGUCUGUCAAAGAGGACACGUACUUAUUCCCCUAUGCUACCGUGGAGUUGGCGUUACUGGCACAAGAUCAGGGCGACAUUCAGCUGGCGAUAGGCUUUCUGGAAGACGCCAAAAAAAACUACACGGGCUACUUACUGGAGUCUAGACUGCAUUUCAGAAUACAUUCGGAUCUGAUGAUACUGACCGACAAGAAGGCCAACAAUCACACGUUGAAGAAACACGCGAACGCUCAUCAUCGGUUGGAAACAGCUAUCGCUGCCAAUAAUAGCGUCAUUAUCGCGGGUCCAAGUGCCGACGAGAUUAAGACAUAGAAGCGUCGGUAAAAGCAUAUCGGAGAUCUACUUAUAUUCUUGCGUAAGGUUCUUUUGUACCUUCCUAAAACAAUUCAUAUACAUAAUGUAUGUAUGACGAGGACUCUUUUCGCGAAAACGAACCGGGCGAUCGUUUUAUAUAAAAAAAAACUUCUCUCUAACAUUAAACAUGGCCUUGCGCGUAACUUUUGUCCGGCAUCGGUAGAGUCCGAGGAUGUCACCGGAUCCACUCUCUCCGGAAGGUUGGGCACAUUUUUUUUUAGCGCUUGAUAUUAUAAUGUAUAAAUUAAUUUCUUCCAUGAGAAGAACGGCGAGAUAGUAAUA
Molecule: messenger RNA, 2451 nt
Organism: Wasmannia auropunctata (little fire ant)
Lineage: Eukaryota; Metazoa; Arthropoda; Insecta; Hymenoptera; Formicidae
Product: tetratricopeptide repeat protein 39B-like
Exons: 12
Coding region: 304-2127 (607 amino acids)
Molecular function (GO): protein binding
Source: RefSeq, a predicted model, not a curated record